This is a messenger RNA of Lasiosphaeria miniovina, 489 nucleotides long. RefSeq lists its product as uncharacterized. NCBI's taxonomy places the organism in Eukaryota, Fungi, Ascomycota, Sordariomycetes, Sordariales, Lasiosphaeriaceae. The record is from RefSeq and is a predicted model, not a curated record. The coding region runs from base 1 to 489 and encodes 162 amino acids. The transcript is spliced from 3 exons.
AUGGCCGUCAGAUUAGCUAUAAUCAUGAACACCCAUGAGGGCAGGAGAAUCAAUACGGACAAAAACGCCGUCGAGGGCAACGACGCCAACACGAGCAACGACGCCAACAAGGGCGAGAACCCCCAGCAACCCCCGUUCUCUUCCAAUGCUCCGGAGGACCGAACAGCCGGAUCCGACGGCGGCGAGGAUGUCACGAUGAAAGAUGACGACGACGACAUCAUAAUGAAGAACCCCAAAAAAGAGAUGGACAGACUCGAGCAAUUCCACAGGCCCCUGUCACCUUCCCCGCGGAGACAUAUCCUCAGCCCACCCGCCGGCCAGUCGAGCCCUCUCUUCAACUCAUUCACCAACCAGCCAAGCCCUCUUUUCAACCCACCGGCCGGUGGGCCCGGCCCGGAGACUAUCCGGAGGGAAGGGAGUGAGCGAGUGGCCAUGCAUGAUGAGGUGGAGGGGGUGCUCGUGUCGUUCACGCGGCCCUACUGGUGGUGA